AAGCCAUCAGCAAAACAAGGGUUUGGAAAACCCUCAUUUGUUCUUCUUCCUUCUCUCGUUUCUUCUUCAAAAUCUAUCAAUAGAUCGAGACCUGACCACCAAAUCGUUCGUCGUCAACCUCAUGGAGCCAAGAUCGCUCCUUUCUCCACCGAGAACAGUUCCUCCUUACUCCUUCCCCCUCCUAAUCUCCUCCUCGUCCUCCACGAGAUCGUCCUGCCUCCUCUUCCCCAGGAAAGCCGCCUUCUUUGGUACUAAUCUCGCCGAGGGAUUGGCCAAUCCGCUAAAUCUGUCAUCUUGCCGGCGUUCCUUCACCAUUACCGCCGCCGUCAAGUGGCGGAAGGAGGCACCUUUCGACAGCGUGAUCGAGCGCGAGAAGAAGCUGAAGUUGGUGCUCAAGAUCCGCAACAUCCUCGUGAGCCAGCCGGACCGCAUCAUGAGCCUCAAACAGCUCGGCCGAUUCCGCCGAGACCUCGGCCUCACGCGGAAGCGCCGCUUCAUCGCGCUCCUCCGCCGCUUCCCGGCCGUGUUCGAGAUCGUGGAGGAGGGUGUUUACUCCCUCCGCUUCCGGCUGACUCCCGAGGCCGAGCGGAUUUAUCUGGAGGAGUUGCGCGCCCGGCAAGAGAUGGAGCAGCUGCACAUCGUCAAGCUGCGCAAGCUACUGAUGAUGGCGCUUGACCGGAGGAUCCUCCUUGAGAAGAUCGCCCAUCUGCGCCACGACCUUGGGCUCCCGGCCGAGUUCAGGGACACCAUCUGCCGCCGCUACCCACAGUACUUCCGGGUCGUACCCACUGACCGCGGCCCUGCACUUGAGCUCACACAUUGGGAUCCUGAGCUUGCCAUCUCUGCUGCCGAGGCUGCAGAAGAGGAGAACAGAAUACGCGAGGCCGACGAGCAGAAUUUGAUCAUCGAGAGGGCUCCCAAAUUCAAACGAGUAAAGCUUCCCAGAGGCUUGAAUCUGUCCAAGGGAGAGAUGCGGAAGUUGAACCAAUUCAAGGAGAUACCUUACAUAUCUCCAUACUCUGAUUUCUCUGAAUUGAGGCCUGGCACACCAAAGAAGGAGAAGCAUGCCUGCGCCGUUGUCCAUGAGAUUCUAAGUUUCACACUCGAAAAGAAGACAUUGGUUGAUCACCUCACCCACUUCAGGGAGGAGUUCAGGUUCUCACAGCAGCUUAGGGGAAUGCUUAUCAGGCACCCCGAUAUGUUCUAUGUCUCACUUAAGGGGACAAGGGAUUCUGUUUUCCUUCGCGAAGCUUAUCGCGACUCACAGUUGCUCGAGAAGGAUAGGAUGUUGAUUCUCAAGGAGAAAUUGCGCGCACUUGUUGCAGUCCCACGGUUUGCCAGGAGGGGUCUUCGCAAGUUAGACGAAACUAGCCAAGGUGAUGAAACACUUGGAGGAAGCCAAAAUGGAACUGAUGAGGAAUGGUCCGACGUUGAUGGUCUUGUGCCUGUCGGGUUUGAUGGUGAUUUUGAUGAUGAAGAUGACGACGAUGAUGAUUCCGGAGAGGAUGACUGGAGCGAUGAAGAGGAUGAAUCACCUCCAGAUUUUGAUGACGGUGAGGGUCUGAACUUUGACAGGGAGAAGUUGCAAGUAGUUAAUGGCUCCAGAAAGCCUGAAGGUCAAGUUCUUGUUCCCACAUUUCCAGAUGGCAGGGAAAGAGAAAGAUGGUAAUUGAAAUUAUUUUGGUUUCUCAUUGACUAUUUAUGAUAAUGCCAAGAUCUAGUCACCAAUAUGAUAGUUCAAUCUACCUUGCAUAUGGAUUCAAUCUUGAUGAAAAUUUCGUGCAUCCUUGCUGUGUGUGGAGAAAUGAAUUUGAAUGCACAGACCACUUCUAAUUUUCGCUA
This is a messenger RNA of Zingiber officinale, 1842 nucleotides long. Its product is annotated as protein WHAT'S THIS FACTOR 1, chloroplastic-like. The transcript has a single exon. The coding region runs from base 122 to 1669 and encodes 515 amino acids. NCBI's taxonomy places the organism in Eukaryota, Viridiplantae, Streptophyta, Magnoliopsida, Zingiberales, Zingiberaceae. The record is from RefSeq and is a predicted model, not a curated record. Gene Ontology annotation, molecular function: RNA binding.